AUGGAAGCAGGAAACCACACAGGAGUGUCACUGUUCCUCCUCCUGGGCCUCUCAGAAGAUCCAGAACUGCAGCCAUUCCUCUUUGGGCUUUUCUUGUCCAUGUACCUGGUUACUGUGCUUGGGAACCUGCUCAUCAUCCUGACUGUCAGCUCCGACUCCCACCUCCACACCCCCAUGUACUUCUUCAUCGCCAACCUGUCUUUUGUUGACAUCUGCUUCGUCUCUACCACUGUCCCAAAGAUGCUAGUGAACAUCCAGUCUCAGAGCAGAGACAUCUCCUACGUAGGAUGCCUCACUCAGGUGUAUUUUUUUAUGGCUUUUGUUGGAGUGGAUGAUUUCCUCCUGACUGUGAUGGCCUAUGACCGGUUUGUGGCCAUCUGCCACCCCCUGCACUACAUGGUCAUCAUGAACGCCCGCCUCUGUGACCUCCUGGUUCUGAUGUGUUGGUUUGUUGUUUUAUCCAUCUCCCUGUUCCAUAUUCUACUGAUGGUGAGGCUGACCUUCUGUGUAGGCACGGAAAUCCCACAUUUCUUCUGUGAACUGGCUCAGCUUCUCAAGGCAGCCUGCUCAGACACUCUCAUCAAUGACAUCUGUUUGUAUGUGGCCACUGCCCUGCUGGGUGUGUUUCCUCUCACUGGGAUCCUCUUUUCUUACUCUCAGAUUGUCUCCACCUUAAUGAAAAUGGCAUCCACUGAGGGCAAGUACAAAGCCUUUUCCACCUGUGGGUCUCACCUCUCUGUGGUCUCCUUGUUCUAUGGGACGAGUCUAGGGGUCUACCUCACUUCUGCUGUGACCCAUUCUCCCCGUAGAAGCUCCAUUGCCUCAGUGAUGUACACCGUGGUCACCCCCAUGCUGAACCCCUUCAUCUACAGCCUGAGGAACAAGGAUGUGAAGGGGGCCUUGGGAAGGCUCCUCAGGCGAUCAGCCUUUUGUCCAUGA
Molecule: messenger RNA, 939 nt
Organism: Sus scrofa (pig)
Lineage: Eukaryota; Metazoa; Chordata; Mammalia; Artiodactyla; Suidae
Product: olfactory receptor 7D4-like
Biological process (GO): G protein-coupled receptor signaling pathway
Cellular component (GO): membrane
Molecular function (GO): G protein-coupled receptor activity; olfactory receptor activity
Source: RefSeq, a predicted model, not a curated record